Molecule: messenger RNA, 1206 nt
Organism: Megachile rotundata (alfalfa leafcutting bee)
Lineage: Eukaryota; Metazoa; Arthropoda; Insecta; Hymenoptera; Megachilidae
Product: ribonuclease P protein subunit p40
Biological process (GO): tRNA 5'-leader removal; endonucleolytic cleavage in ITS1 to separate SSU-rRNA from 5.8S rRNA and LSU-rRNA from tricistronic rRNA transcript (SSU-rRNA, 5.8S rRNA, LSU-rRNA)
Cellular component (GO): ribonuclease MRP complex; multimeric ribonuclease P complex
Molecular function (GO): ribonuclease MRP activity; ribonuclease P activity
Source: RefSeq, a predicted model, not a curated record
AAUAACUGUAUAAACAUGGUACUCAUGAAUAUCGAAGGCGGUGACAUAGAACUAAUUAUAUUUCAGAAAUAACUAUUUUAUAGUGAAAAUGUUGAGUCCUGAAGUAUGGAAUUUUAAACCACCGCAAUAUCAUGUCAUGACUGAAAAAAGAGAUUAUAAAAAACUCGAUAUACCAGAUGUGGUUGAAUCGCAUUAUUUUAACCAUUCCGUGUCUUUGGUGCUUCCCGAUACAAUUAGAAUUCCGGAUGAAUUGCGAACUUGCAUUUCGGAAGACAGUGAUUAUUAUCGAAUUGAUGGAUUAAACGUGUUUGAGUUGAUAAACAAGGAGUUUAUUGAAGCGUUUGUAAAGAAAGGAGAAUUGUCACUUCUGACCAUAGGAAAUAAAAUAGAUUUGGAUAACUUAAUAGUUAUUACACCAACUGGACAUUUAAUAUUGUCUUUACUAACAGAAGAUUUUCAAAAACUUGGUUUAGAAGGCAAAGUUUCUUUCUUUGAUCGUAAAGUACAUACACGUUAUGUUGUAACUAUUGAUUUAAAGUGUGAAAGUUUUAUACCUGGCAAAAAGAAUUACGAACAUACUCAAAAAGCGCUAAAGGAGUGUUUUAAUCAGAAAUUCGAUGUAAUUAUAUCGUGGGAUCCACCAGAUGAAAAUUUAUGUCCAUCAUCAGUGGCAGCAUGGUUCUAUAAACGCGGAUAUAAUGUUUCUCUUUGUCACCAAACAUUUAUACAAAAAGCCGAAUAUUCUUUAAAGAUACCAUUACUUUCAAAUGAUUCUGACAAUGAUAAAUUCUUUGAGUGGCUUGGAGUUUUCAGUAUCUCUGGUGAUUUAAAAAAUAAAGAAGAUAAUUAUGUAAACACAUACGCGUGUCCGUCUCCUUUUACAGAAGUUGGACAAGUACUAUAUUUACAAUGGACAGGCUUUUUUACUAGAAAGUCGAUAAUAAAUUUAUAUAAUGCUGUAAAAAAGUAUGUAUCAAUACAGGACACUGUACCAUGGAUUUCUUUACACGUACAAGGAUUUCUAGAUAGCCCUAUUAGCUGGGAUUUAAAAGAACAUACAUUUUAUACCGAUGGUGACAAUAGCUAUACUGUUGUGUUUAGGCCAAUUAAUCAUCUUAUUGUAAGAAAAAGUGUAAAUUCAAAUAAUAAACCAAGGAUUUUUCAAUAAUUGUAAAUUUACUCUAUAUCAUUUGAUAAUAUAAAUAA